Copidosoma floridanum is the source of this 1941-nucleotide messenger RNA. RefSeq names its product multicopper oxidase 3-like. Gene Ontology annotation, biological process: iron ion transport. Gene Ontology annotation, molecular function: oxidoreductase activity; copper ion binding. Lineage: Eukaryota; Metazoa; Arthropoda; Insecta; Hymenoptera; Encyrtidae. The record is from RefSeq and is a predicted model, not a curated record. Gene Ontology annotation, cellular component: plasma membrane.
AUGUACGUGAAGCGAUGCGCCCUCGUCACUCUCGUGAUUUCAUCACUCUGUAUACCGACUGAGGCAGUGCUCACAUUCGCGGACGAAAAUUUUUUCGGCUUGGAAGCUGACAGAUUCGACUGGAAGACCCACCCGUGCCGUCGGACAUGCAAGGACGACGAGAAGCCGCAGAUUUGCAACUACGUCUUCGUCAUUGAGAAGUACAGCACGAUGAGCAAGGCUUGCUAUGACUGUCCCUACAACUCAACCGACUGCUUCAGGCCGCAUUGCAUCCCAGCCGACGGUGUGCAAAAGACCGUCUACGUUGCCAAUCGUCAAUUGCCCGGGCCGUCCAUUGAGGUUUGCCAGAACGAUCUGAUAAUCGUCGAAGUCAGAAAUACAAUGUUGGCCGAGAGCACUUCGAUACAUUGGCAUGGGAUAGAUCAGAAGGGCACACCCUACAUGGAUGGCGUUCCCUUUGUGACCCAAUGUCCAAUCUUACCAGGAGAAAAAUUCCAGUAUACCUUUAGGGCUCUCGUGUCAGGGACUUACUUCUGGCAUUCCCACAUUGGUGUUCAGCGAGCUGAUGGCCUUUACGGUCCUCUGAUCAUUCAUCCACUGCCGAGAAACAACAGGCAUCGGUACGUGUACGAGUGCGACGACCACCAUAUGAUAAUCAACGAUUGGAUGCAAAUGGAUGGCGAAGCUGGGACCAUAAAACAGUAUUACGACGAGAUUGGGGUCGAUCCAACGACGAUUUUGGUGAACGGUCUCGGUCGGUUCAAGCACUUUGGAGUGAAAGACGACAAACCACUUUACAUUCCCAGUACCGCUUUCGAAGUAAAACCAAGCCUCAGGUACAGAAUCAGGCUAAUUAAUGGGGGUGGAGAGGACUGCCCAAUCGAAAUGUCUAUUGAUAAUCAUCCAAUGAUUGUUAUCAGUUUGGAUGGCAAAGACAUUGAGCCGAUCGAAGUCGAUGCAAUCGUAACUUGGCCUGGAGAGCGAGUCGAUUUUGUAAUUAAAACAAAUCAGAUAAUUGACAACUACUGGAUUAGAUAUCGUGGUUACGGUCAGUGCCAAUGGAACGAGACUACUGGCGUCCAUCAAGUUGCCAUACUUCGAUACAUCGGUGCUCCACUUCGAGAUCCCGAAGCUGAAACCGGAUAUGGUAUUCCUGAAUCUACGGAGAACACGAGAGUACUGAACCCUUACGACAUCGGCACCGAAUCAUCCCAUUCGACGAACAUUAGCAUCGCCUUGGUGAAAUCCAUGGAUCCGAACGACGAGUGCUUGACUCGCAAGCCAGAUCAACAGCUCUUCAUAAAUUUUGACUUCUACCCCCUUGACAAUUAUGAUUUUCAUCGCAACAGUCUCUACGGGUACCGCCAAGUAAGUCUAUCUCACAGGAUUGGCUCAUUCCAAUUGAAUUAUAUAAGCAUGAAGAUGCCAUCGUAUUCCUUGCUCUCACAGCGUGAUCAAGUAACGGAAAACAGUUUUUGCAACUCGACAAACAUUCCAGCCAGCUGUAGCAGGAACCAAUGUGUUUGCACUCACGUGCUACAGCUCAAACUAAACAGUGUCGUCGAGCUGGUCUUCGUUGACGAAGGCCGCUACGCCAUCAUAAAUCAUCCAUUGCACUUGCACGGGCACUUUUUUCGCGUGGUUGCCGAGGAAAAGUUAAAAGGUAAUGUUAACAUUGACUUAAUCAAGAAAUUAGAUCGAGAAGGAAAGAUACGUAGGAGAUUGGACCGUCCGCCUUACAAAGAUACAAUUAAGGCUCCGGGUGGAGGGUACACUAUUGUGAGGUUCAAGGCUGAUAAUCCUGGUUACUGGUUUUUUCAUUGUCACUUUGAGCAGCACAGCAACGUCGGCAUGGCUUUGAUUUUCAAAGUCGGUGAGCAUGAAGAUAUGCCCCCAGUGCCGAAGGACUAUCCAACCUGUGGUGGUUUCAAGCCAGACUAA